AUGGAGUACGUACAGCUACAGCUACAGUUCGGCGCCGAUAUCGCACGCCUUUACUCUUUUACUGAUCCCGGAGAGCUCCGCGCUUUCCUCCAACAUACCUUUUCUUUUAUGUCAAAUGUUAUCCUGCCAGAUCAGAAGGUUUUAUGCGAGCUCGUUGACCUUAACGUCGUCCCUCUCGAGAUGCCUCCCAAACCUGAACCGAUUCAUCUUGAUGAAGUGAGUCGGCGCUUAGAGCUAGAAGCUCAGCGUCGAUCAGAAUUCCGGCGUCGUCAAUUGACUGCAUGGCUGUGGUCUUGGGUUCCCUGGCCUUUCGCCAUAAAGGAACCUGCAGCUAGACAACAGGAAAGCGGAAAAGGGACAAAGAGGGCACGAGAGGAUUAUGACGAGGAAGAAUCUCCGCGCCGACUGCUUGCGCUGCGAUGUUUUCAAAGUGCUGGCGCUGGUGGCUUCAUUCCUCUUGCCAGCGGUGUCAUUGCAGAUAUUGUCAAGCCGGCUGUGCGAGGUUCCUAUAUGGCCUUGGCUACCGUUGCUCCUGUUCUUGUACCUACUCUGGCACCUGUGUUAGGCGGCGUCUUGACCCGGUAUCUUGGGUGGCAUUCCAUCUUUUGGUUGCUGGCUAUUGCAUGGAUCGUUCUGUGUGUCUUGUUUCUCUUCUUCUUUCCUGAGAUCAACCGCAAGCUUGUUGGCAACGAAUCGCAAGUGCCGCCUCGUCUUAAUAAACUGUGA
Fusarium fujikuroi IMI 58289 is the source of this 726-nucleotide messenger RNA. Its product is annotated as probable dityrosine transporter. The coding region runs from base 1 to 726 and encodes 241 amino acids. Lineage: Eukaryota; Fungi; Ascomycota; Sordariomycetes; Hypocreales; Nectriaceae. The record is from RefSeq and is a predicted model, not a curated record. Gene Ontology annotation, biological process: transmembrane transport. Gene Ontology annotation, molecular function: transmembrane transporter activity. The transcript has 2 exons.